Symbiodinium pilosum is the source of this 166-nucleotide messenger RNA. The record is from the annotation of a GenBank genome assembly. NCBI's taxonomy places the organism in Eukaryota, Dinophyceae, Suessiales, Symbiodiniaceae.
CUACGAUUACGUCGACAUCGUGCAGUGGACCACCGGCGAUGCCCAACGACGUGCAUCACUGAGGCCCACCUACCAGGAGCUUGAGGCAAAGCUGCAAGGCGAACGCCUUCCGUUCCCUAUGAUGUUUAGCUCGGUGGUGGAUGACACGCAGAAGACGCCCACAUGA